This is a messenger RNA of Galendromus occidentalis (western predatory mite), 342 nucleotides long. RefSeq names its product neuropeptide-like protein 31. NCBI's taxonomy places the organism in Eukaryota, Metazoa, Arthropoda, Arachnida, Mesostigmata, Phytoseiidae. The transcript is spliced from 2 exons. The record is from RefSeq and is a predicted model, not a curated record. The coding region runs from base 24 to 272 and encodes 82 amino acids.
AUCGAUCCUCAACUCGAACAAACAUGAGCAAGCUGAUCUGCUUCGUUGCUGCCUUGGCCCUCGUGGCUUUGUGUUCCCAAGCCAGCCUCAUUGGCUACGGAGGAUACGGUCUCGGCUAUGGAGGAUACGGUCUCGGCUAUGGAGGCUACGGUCUCGGCUACGGUGGAUACGGUCUCGGCUACGGUGGAUACGGCCUCGGAUACGGUGGAUACGGUCUCGGCUACGGCGGAUACGGUGGAUAUGGUCUCGGCUACGGGUUGUACAAGAAGUAGAAUGGACUGACAUAGGAGUACCAAGUGGAUGGAUCUGUUUUGGGAGCACAUCAUUACGGAACGUGCAGAA